AUAUUGUAGGUAUUGCAGAAACAAAUUGUACAGAAAAUAAAGAAAAAUGGUUCAUAGAAGGAGGAAAUAAAUAUAGAGAACAUUGGUUAUCUGAUGGAAUGGGAGCAGUAAUAGUAAUGGGUGACUUCAAUGCUGUACCAUCGCCAAGUAUAGAUAGAAAUAACAAUAACCAAUCUAACAUCCCAGAGAGUGAAAUUUUCUCAAUAUUAAUAGGAAAAGACUUAAUUGACAGUUAUAGAACCAUACACCCUGAUUCCAGCAAAUGUUUCACAGAACAACUUGAAUUAGUGACAAAAAGUAAUCAUAAAAUAAUACAACUUAAAAUUAAAAAGACGUGGCAAAUACAUUUAGAUAGAGAA
Diversispora eburnea is the source of this 359-nucleotide messenger RNA. The record is from the annotation of a GenBank genome assembly. Lineage: Eukaryota; Fungi; Glomeromycota; Glomeromycetes; Diversisporales; Diversisporaceae.